UGGGGCUUUUAGGACAUCCCAGAACCUGGUAAGAGGGACAGGGAGAGUGGGGCUUGGAAGUUGAUAGCCUCACAUUCAGUGUCCCCCGCACCUCCUUCCCCUUCUGUACCCUCUGGUGGCUCUUGUGGCCUCAGCUGCUCCCAGACCCUGCCUCUCUCGCCCUCCCCCAAGCUGCGGUACUGAGGCCGGGUCGUGGCUUGAGCUGCACCUGUGCCCCGGUAGGGAGUGGGGGUCCCAGGCCCAUGGCGUUUCUCCUCAUUGCUGGCUCCAGCUCAGCCCCUGGCAGGCGCCCCGGCCGUCCCCAGACUCCUGGACCAAGCUCCGCGGAGCUCGGCCUGGCCGCCGCUCCCGGGCUGCCAAGUGGACCGGCCGUUUCGCCGCUUCAAAGGCUGUCUUUGUUUCGCUCCAGCUCAAGCUCAGAGAAACUUAAGCCAACAACCUCAGCCGAGGGGGCGGGGCGGCGUCUGCUGGUUGUUAUUGAGGCUGCUGUUACCAUUAUUGUGGUAAUUGACGCACUGUUCCCAGUCGGUGACUUUUCAUGAAAGGAAGUGUCACUUCCUUCCCAUCACACCCAGGGUGAAUGGGGCGGGCAGCAGAAAGAUGGGGAGGGAGGGAGAGAAGGAAAGGGGUGUGCGCCUCCAGCAGACCCUUAGGCUUGAGAGCUGUGUGGCCGCGUACUAGUCACUGCCCCUCUCUGGGCAACGGGGGUCUGUAAGUCCUGCGCCCAGGAGGCUGAUGUUUCCGGAGCAGCUGCUGGGCAGCGAGGUGCCUUGGGGAGGGAGCAGGACAAGCAGGCCUCCGGUCUUCUCACUGCGCCUGGCUGUGGUUUGUGGGGGAAGCCUCCUUUCUCUUCUCGCUUUCUUCCGCUGAGAACACUGCGCACAUGGAGUCUAGCACGCCCAUCUUGUGGAUGGGAAAGGGAGAUACAGAAGCAGUGACCAACUUGGUAAGAGGUGCAGCCAUGCGGUGCUAGAGCCCCUUGCUCCGUCUGCCCUCUUGGCCCACUCUCAUGUCCUUACAGCUUGAUGUCUGCCAGGGCAGGGGGCCCGCUGACUUCCCCACAUCCACCCACUGCCCCGCCCCAUAGCUACCUUCUGGUCCUAGCUAAGCCCCAUGAGACAUCUUAAGUUUGUCCUCAGUGACUCUCGACCACCGCCCCACUGCCUUCACCUUCCUGCCUUUGCGUACCCCAACUUCACCAGGUUGGCUGGGCCCUGGCCAGAGCUGGCCCCCUACUCCCUUAGGUAACGGAGCAGUUUUUUAAAAGGAAUCUCAGUAGGUAUCAACAGGUCUUUCCUCCUUCCUCAAGAUUAUGGAGAUAACACCCCUUAUUCAAAGAUGAUGGGUCCUCUGGGCCCUCCCCCACCCAGGCCAGGGAAGUUGAUUCACAGGGUGUGGGGGCCGUGCCCCCCCCACACCCCGGCUGCCCAGCGCUCUGACCAGCCCCCUCCCAUCCCUGAGCCUGGAUGCCUUAGCAGGCAACACAGACCUGCUCUUGCUAGCAGAGUGACUGCAGCGAUAUGCUGGGAAACUGCACAUCUCCUUGGGGAAGGGGGAUGAGUUUGCACCCUCUGAGCACAGAUAAGGAACCUGAGGUCUCCCUGCUCCCAUUACAAAGAAAAAAGACUUUAGCUGUCAGGGAUCAGCGUCUCUCAGGAGUCAGACUACCCUGGUUCUGAAUCCCAGCUCUGCCAUGGAUAAGCUGCGUGGCCCCAGGCAAGUCACUGAACCUCUCUGAGCCUCAGGCAUUCUCUCUGUUAUAUCUGGAUGGCUGGGAAGAUUCAACAAAGCAGUGUUGUAUGAGAUGCCCAGCCCACGCCAGCCAGGGCACUGAUUUGAGUCGGUGGAGCAUAUAACUUGAGAACAAGUAGACCUACGGAAGCAUCCUCUACUGGAGGGAGCGACAGAUUAACCUCUUCAGUGCUGGAGUGGUAGGAUCUGGGAGUUGAGCUUGACUCAGACAGGCGCCAUGGAGUUAGAAAGAAAUGAGACUCAUAGCACAGGAAGAGCCUCAGGCAAUCCUCCCGCCCAGCACCCUGCUGCAGCCUCUGUCUGCCUAGUGAGGGACGGGGUCACUAGGAGCCCAGGCUCGUCUUCUGGUGCAGCCACCUAGCCUGCCCUGGCCCUCUUCCCAGCCGUGAAAUGAGGAAAUUGCAGGGGGGCUUGUGGAGUGAACUACCGUUGUCAGGGUUUUUCUAACACCAUUUUCUAGCUGCACAAAACCCAAGGAACAAACUAGGAAUAAACCUCCCCAAGAAAGCACAGGGGCUUUUUAAGAAGGAGCUUCUGAGGACUGCAGAGGGAAACGUGAAUUAUGGAGACACAUGAUCCUGAAAAGAAAGAUGCAGUACUGUAAAGGAAUAGAUUCCAGAUGUGUUACGAGUGAGUAAUGAGACAGUAAUCACCAUCAUCAUCAUUAUUGCUUGCUGGAUGGAGAAAGGUGAAGUCUGGAUGACAUUCUUAUGGAGAGCACUUUUCUUUUUUGCAUUUGAUCCCCCACUUCUGCUACAAAUGAAACAUGCAAGGCAUGGUGCCAGGAGGGCGUCUGCACACAAGGCUGGGAACAGGGCAGCAGUGCGGUGGCUCGUAGCAGCAGCAGCUCUCGGGCAAGUGGGUUUCUCCUGCCUCUGUGGGCUGGGUGGGGCCGGGAGACGGGGCCUCCAGCUCCAUAAGCUUUUUCCCUCCUCCGCAGAGCCAGGAGAGGGCCCACCCCACCGCGCAGGUCCUGCCUGCCUGGCUGCCAGCUCUCUACCUCCCAACGCAGGACCUGUGUGGCCCAACAUCUAUGGCGCAGCUCCUGUCAAAGGGAACAGGAAGCAGUCCGCAGAGGGUGACACCCUAGAUCCACCUGCAUCCCCCAAACCUGUUGGCGAGCAGAACGGGAGCCAGAACCCCAUCCCACUGGAGGACUUCCCCGAGGCAGGCGGGGAGCGGGAGGAGGAGCAGGAGCGGGAGGAGGAGCAGGCCUUCCUGGUCAGCCUCUACAAGUUCAUGAAGGAGCGACACACGCCCAUCGAGAGGGUGCCCCAUCUCGGCUUCAAGCAGAUUAACCUGUGGAAGAUCUACAAGGCAGUGGAGAAGCUGGGGGCCUAUGAGCUGGUGACCGGGCGCCGCCUCUGGAAGAACGUGUACGACGAGCUGGGGGGCAGCCCGGGCAGCACCAGCGCGGCCACGUGCACGCGCCGCCACUACGAGAGGCUGGUCCUGCCAUAUGUGCGGCACCUGAAGGGGGAGGAUGACAAGCCGCUGCCCACCUCCAAGCCCAGGAAACAGUACAAGAUGGCCAAGGAGAACAGGGGGGAUGAUGGGGCCACCGAGCGGCCGAAGAGGGCCAAGGAGGAGCGGCGCAUGGACCAGAUGAUGCCAGGAAAGACCAAAGCAGAUGUUGCUGACCCAGCACCGCUUCUUAGCCAGGAGCCCCCCAGGAACAGUACAGAACAGCAGGGCCCGGCCUCUGGGUCUUCUGUGUCCUUUGUGGGUGCCAGCGGCUGCCCUGAGGCCUACAAGCGGCUCCUAUCCAGCUUCUACUGCAAGGGGACACACGGCAUCAUGUCACCACUGGCCAAAAAGAAGCUCCUGGCCCAGGUGAGCAAGGUGGAGGCCUUGCAGUGCCAGGAGGAGGGCUGUCGCCAUGGGGCAGAGCCCCAGGCGUCCCCAGCUGUUCACCUCCCAGGGAGUCCCCAGAGCCCCAAAGGGCUGACUGAGAAUUCCAGGCACCGGCUGACCUCUCAGGAGGGAUUGCAGUCCCCGGGUGGCAGCCUCAGGGAGGAGGCGCAGGCGGGCCCCUGCCCGGCAGCCCCCAUCUUCACGGGCUGCUUCCACACCCACCCCACCGAGGUGCUGAAGCCUGUCAGCCAGCACCCCAGGGACUUCUUCUCCAGACUUAAAGAUGGGGUGCUACUGGGGCCUCCUGGCAAAGAGGGGCUGUCAGUGAAAGAGCCCCAGCUGGUGUGGGGCGGGGACGCCAACCGUCCUUCUGCAUUCCACAAAGGCGGCUCCAGAAAGGGCGUUCUCUACCCCAAGCCCAAAGCCUGCUGGGUGUCCCCCAUGGCCAAGGUCCCACCCGAGAGCCCCACGCUCCCGCCCACCUUUCCUGGUAGCACAGGCCUGGGCAGCAAGCGCAGCCUGGAGGAAGAGGGUGCUGCCCACAGUGGGAAGAGACUGCGGGCCGUGUCUCCCUUUCUUAAGGAGACAGAUGCCAAGAAAUGUGGGGCCAAACCUGCAGGGUCCGGCCUGGUCUCCUGCCUUCUGAGCCCAGCCCUGGGGCCUGUGCCCCCAGAGGCCUACAGGGGCACCAUGCUGCACUGCCCGCUGAACUUCACUGGCACCCCAGGCCCCUUGAAGGGCCAGGCUGCACUCCCCUUCAGCCCCCUGGUCAUCCCAGCCUUCCCGGCCCACUUCCUGGCCACUGCGGGCCCCUCACCCAUGGCCGCUGGCCUGAUGCACUUCCCGCCCACGUCCUUCGACAAUGCUCUCCGCCACAGACUUUGCCCGGCCUCAUCUGCCUGGCACGCACCACCAGUCACAACCUAUGCAGCGCCCCACUUCUUCCACCUCAACACGAAGCUGUAGGCCAGCCCAUGGUGUUGCGUACACUGUGGAGUCGACCAGGGCCGACAGCGGGCAGGUGCUGCUGCUAGGGGGCUCUGGACUAGUGCCUGUUACCCAGGACACCCAGGCCAUGCCCCUGGCUGGGCAGCCUGGCACAAGUGAAGGAGGAGGUGGUGGGAAAACGGUGUAUCUCUCAAAGCAGCAGGCUGAGCCCAGAGCAGAGGGCCCAGUUGUUACAGGGCCCUGGGAGAGGGUGGGCAGCUCCCGCUGCCCCAGAGCAGCGCUCAGAGCACCCAGGUUGCCCACAGAAAAUCCAAUAAAAAGAAACGAAUGGGAAUCCA
This is a messenger RNA of Cercocebus atys (sooty mangabey), 4892 nucleotides long. RefSeq names its product AT rich interactive domain 5A (MRF1-like) (gene ARID5A). Lineage: Eukaryota; Metazoa; Chordata; Mammalia; Primates; Cercopithecidae. Gene Ontology annotation, cellular component: nucleus. The coding region runs from base 2431 to 4572 and encodes 713 amino acids. The transcript is spliced from 8 exons. Gene Ontology annotation, biological process: regulation of transcription by RNA polymerase II. Gene Ontology annotation, molecular function: transcription cis-regulatory region binding. The record is from RefSeq and is a predicted model, not a curated record.